This is a messenger RNA of Cucumis melo (muskmelon), 1726 nucleotides long. RefSeq names its product pectate lyase-like. The transcript has 5 exons. Lineage: Eukaryota; Viridiplantae; Streptophyta; Magnoliopsida; Cucurbitales; Cucurbitaceae. The record is from RefSeq and is a predicted model, not a curated record. The coding region runs from base 268 to 1509 and encodes 413 amino acids. Gene Ontology annotation, molecular function: pectate lyase activity.
CUUUAGACUAUCCUUAAUCAUUUUCCCAAGUUCUUCCCUUUCCCACUCAGACCCUGACCCUUCAUUUUCUAAUUUCUUUCUUCUUCUCUACCUGCUUCUUCAAUGGAGAUGCCAAUAUUCACCAGAAGCUUUGCAAUAGAUGAAACAGAGGGUGUUGACUGUACAUAUUAUUUGUCAGUGCGAUCGUCUAGUUACUUUUUCCCCUUGUGGAAGAAGCUUCUCUUCUCAAGUCUCAACCCCAAUGCAUGCCUAUUCUGCACUUUCUGAAUGGGUGGACUUUGUGAUUUUGAUGAAGUCUGGCAGAAAAGAGCUAUAGAAGCAAAAAAAGCUUCCCUUGAGGCCUACCAACCCCAUCCAGAAGAAGUUACUAAUAAUUUCAACAAGCAAGUUCAUAGAUCUUUAGAUGGUGCAAAUAACACAAGGAGACAUUUGAGGAAGUACACUGGUCCAUGUUUGGCCACGAAUCCGAUUGAUCGGUGCUGGAGAUGUGAUAGAAAUUGGGCUAGGAACCGCAAGAAACUAGCUGAUUGUGCCCUUGGUUUUGGUCGUGGAACGACCGGAGGCAAAGAUGGAAAGAUUUACGUGGUCCGAGAUUCGAGUGAUAACGACUUGGUGAAUCCUAAACCAGGAACCUUGCGCCAUGCUGUGAUUCAGGAGAGACCUCUUUGGAUUAUAUUUGCUCAUGACAUGGUGAUUAGGCUAAGUGAAGAGCUUAUAAUGACUGAUAAUAAAACAUUAGAUGGGCGCGGUGCCAAUGUGCACAUUGCUAAUGGUGGUCAAAUUACUCUACAAUUUGUCAGGAAUAUAAUCAUUCAUAAUCUUCACAUUCAUGACAUCAAGGCUGGCAAUGGAGGCUUUAUAAGAGAUUCGGUGAGCCACUAUGGAUACCGAACACAGAGCGAUGGUGAUGGAAUCUCAAUGUUCGGAUCCUCGAGGGUUUGGAUAGAUCAUGUUUCAAUGUCUAAUUGUCAAGAUGGACUAAUAGAUGCAGUCAUGGCAUCUACUGCCAUUACCAUUUCCAACUGUCACUUCACCCACCAUAACGAUGUGAUUUUAUUAGGUGCAAGUGAUAGCUACUCGAAUGAUAAGAUAAUGCAGGUAACUCUUGCAUUUAAUCACUUUGGUAAAGGGUUGGUGCAAAGGAUGCCGAGAUGCCGAUGGGGAUUUAUUCAUGUAGUCAAUAAUGACUACACUCACUGGCUUAUGUACGCCAUCGGCGGCAGCCACAAUCCCACCAUUAUCAGCCAGGGCAACCGUUUCAUUGCUCCGCCAAAUCCAAAUUCCAAAGAGGUGACGAAAAGGGUGUAUGCAUCGGAACGCGAAUGGAGAUCUUGGAACUGGAGGUCAGAGGGAGAUCUGAUGAUGAAUGGAGCUUUUUUCAUCCAAUCUGGGAACCCCAUUAGAAGAUACUCCAAGAAGGAUGUUAUCCAUUCGAAACCCGGGACCUUCGUCACCAGGCUUACACGAUUUGCCGGCCCUUUGAAAUGUAAAAUGAAUCAACCCUGUUAGUGAAAUUCUUUACGUCACCUUCAAACUAUGAUAUGUAUAUAAAAUACUCAAAGUUCAAAUGAACCCUGUAAUCAGCAGAGGUUUUGAAUAGUAAAGAUUUAGAUAGAAGAUAAACGGACAUAACUACGGCAGCUUUUGCCUUUGUAAAGUUGUGAAUCACUUGUGUGAUAUUACCUAUUGAAAUAAUAUUGGUUAUUCAUCUUUUGAAUGUUGUUUA